Rhinopithecus roxellana (golden snub-nosed monkey) is the source of this 3560-nucleotide messenger RNA. RefSeq names its product MEFV innate immuity regulator, pyrin (gene MEFV). The coding region runs from base 73 to 2427 and encodes 784 amino acids. The transcript has 10 exons. NCBI's taxonomy places the organism in Eukaryota, Metazoa, Chordata, Mammalia, Primates, Cercopithecidae. The record is from RefSeq and is a predicted model, not a curated record. Gene Ontology annotation, molecular function: protein binding; zinc ion binding.
GCUCACCAAGGUAGAGGCUUCUUCUCCUGCCAGAAGCCAGACAGCUGCCUCCAGCCUCUCCUGCUCAGCGCCAUGGCCAAGACCCCUAGUGACCAUCUGCUGUCCACCCUGGAGGAGCUGGUGCCCUAUGACUUUGAGAAGUUCAAGUUCAAGCUGCAGAACACCAGUGUGGAGAAGGAGCACUCCAGGAUCCCCCGGAGCCAGAUCCAGAGAGCCAGGCCAGUGAAGAUGGCCAGUCUGCUGGUCACCUACUACGGGGAAGACUACGCUGUGCGGCUGACCCUGCAGGUCCUGCGGGCCAUCAACCAGCGCCUGCUGGCUGAGGAGCUCCACAGGGCAACCAUUCAGGAAUAUUCCACACAAGAAAAUGGCACAGACGAUUCCGCAGCGUCCAGCUCCCUGGAGGAGAACAAGCCCGGGAGCCUGAAGACUCCAGACCACCCCGAGGGGAAGGAGGGAAAGGAGGGGAACGGCCCUCGGUCGUGCGGGGACUGGGCUGCCAGCCUGCGGUGCAGCCAGCCCGAGGCCGGGAGGGGGCUGUCGAGGAAGCCCUUGAGCAAACGCAGAGAGAAGUGCUCGGAGGGCCUGGACGCACUGGGCAAGCCUCGGACCCGGAGCCCGGCCCUGCCGGGCGGGAGAAGCCCCGGCCCCUGCAGGGCGCCAGAGCGGGGCCAGGCCGAGGUCCUCCUGCGCAGGAACGCCAGCUCCGCGGGGAGGCUGCAGGGGCUGGCGGGGGGCGCGCCGGGGCGGAAGGAGUGCAGGCUCUUCGAAGUGUACCUGCCCUCGGGAAAGAAGCGGCCUAAAAGCCUUGAGCUCACCAUUUCCACAGGGGAGAAGGCGGCCCCAAAUCCAGAAACUCUCCUGACUGUAGAGGAAACGACAGCUGCGAAUCCGGACUCGGCAACAGCCGCCCAGGCAAGGCCCACUCCGGAUGGAGGGGCGUCUGCGGACCUGGAGGAAGGCCCUGGGAAUCCAGAACAUUCGGUCACCGGAAGGCCACCAGACAAGGCUGCGAGUCCCCGUUGCCACGCCCAGGAAGGAGACCCUGUUGGCGCUAUCUGUGUGCGUGAUUCCUGCAGCUGCCCCGAGGCAGCCUCUGGGCACCCCCAGGCCUCAGGCAGCCGCUCACCUGACUGCCCCCGGUGCCAGGCCUUCCAUGAAAGGAAGAGCAUGGGAAGUCUAAGCCCCCAGCCCCUUCCACAGUGUAAGCGCCACAUGAAGCAGGUCCAGCUGCUCUUCUGUGAGGAUCACUGUGAGCCCAUCUGCCUCAUCUGCAGUCUGAGUCAGGAGCAUCGAGGCCACCGGGUACGCCCCAUUGAGGAGGCUGCCCUGGAACACAAGAAGCAAAUUCAGAAGCAGCUGGAGCAUCUGAAGAAGAUGAGAAAAUCAGGGGAGGAGCAGCGAUCCUAUGGGGAGGGGAAGGCAGUGAACUUUCUGGAACAAACUGAAGCGCUGAAGCAGCGGAUGCAGAGGAAGCUGCAACAGGUGUACCACUUUCUGGAGCAGCAAGAGCAUGUCUUUAUGGCCUCGCUGGAGAAUGUGGGCCAGAUGGUUGGGCAGAUCAGGAAGGCAUAUGACACCCGCAUAUCCCAGGACAUCGCCCUGCUUGACGCGCUGAUUGGGGAACUGGAGGCCAAGCAGUGCCAGUCGGAAUGGGAGCUUCUGCAGGACAUCGGAGACAUCUUGCACAGGGCUAAGACAGUGCCUGUCCCUGAACGGUGGACCACUCCUCAAGAGAUGAAACAGAAGAUCCAAGUGCUCCACCAGAAGUCAGAGUUUGUGGAGAAGAGCGCAAAGUACUUCUUAGAAACCCUGCAUUCAGAAAUGGAAAUGUUCAAUGUUCCAGAGCUGAAUGGCGCUCAGGCACAUGCCGUUAAUGUGAUUCUGGAUGCAGAAACCGCUUACCCCAACCUCGUCGUGUCUGAUGAUCUGAAGAGUGUUAGACUUGGAAACAAGUGGGAGAGGCUGCCUGAUGGCCCGCAAAGAUUUGACAGCUGCAUCGUUGUUCUGGGCUCUCCGAGCUUCCUCUCCGGCCACCAUUACUGGGAGGUGGAGGUCGGAGACAAGACAGCGUGGAUCCUGGGAGCCUGCAAGGCAUCCAUAAGCAGGAAAGGGAACAUGACUCUGUCUCCAGAGAAUGGCUACUGGGUGGUGAUAAUGAUGAAGGAAAAUAAGUACCAGGCAUCCAGUGUUCCCCCAACCCGCCUGCUAAUAAAGGUGCCUCCCAAGCGUGUGGGCAUCUUUGUGGACUACAGAGUUGGAAGCAUUUCCUUUUACAACGUGACAGCCAAAUCCUGCAUCUAUACAUUCACCAGCUGCUGUUUCUCUGAGCCCCUUCAACCUAUCUUCAGCCCUGGGACACAUGAUGGAGGGAAGAACACAGCUCCUCUGACUAUCUGUCCAGUGGGUGGUCAGGGGCCUGACUGAAUGCCCAAUACUGCAUCUCUCCUCCAGCUUCUGGCCUUGUAUCUUGCAUUCACAUACUCAACAGUCACGGAAUGCCACCUGGGUGCCAGCUGCUAUAGGAAAUGCAACGAAUAACAAAAUAGUUACUGUGCCCAUGGAGCCUACCCGAUUAUAGCAGAGCUAAGUUAGGAACGAACGUAUUAGCAAAUCCGGUGAAGAAGUGUACUGAUGACACACCAUGGAUUUCAGAGGAGGAAGUCCAGGGUCGUUGCAUCAUCCAUCCCUGGUGAAUGGUACUCUCAGGUGCUCCUGAACAGAUUUGGCCCUCAUUUUCCCUCAGAACCCCACGGCAAGGACAUGUCUCUUGGUUCUCUCUGCUUCUGUCUUGAGGACAUGGGAAGUCUAGAGAAACACAAGCAGACUGGAUUGGGAUAGAAGUAUUUGUGUACCUGGAUUAAUGAACUAUGAUUUUUUUUUUUUUUUGAGACGGGAUCUUGCUGUGUCGCCCAGGCUGGAGUGCAGUGGCACUAUCUCAGCUCACUGCAACCUCCACCUCCCAGGUUCAAGCGAUCCUCCUGCCUCAGCCUCCUGAGUAGCUGGGAUUACAGGCGCAUGCCACCACACCAGGCUAGUUUUCUUGUAUUUUUAGUAGAGAUGGGGGUUUCACCAUGUUAGCCAGGAUGGUCUCGAACUCCUGACCUCAGGUGAUCCACCCGCCUUGGCCUCUCAAAGUGCUGGGAUUAUAGGCAUGAGCCACUCUGCCUUUUUUUUUUUUUUUUGAGAUGAAGUUUUGCUCUUGUUGCCCAGGCUGGAGUGCAGUGGCGCAAUCUUGGCUCACUGCAACCUCCGUCUCCCGGGUUCAAGAGAUUCUCCUGCCUCGGCCUCCCAAGUAGCUGGGAUUAUAGACGCCUGCCACCAUGCCUGGCUAAUUUUUUGCAUUUUUAGUAGACAUGAGGUUUCAUCACGUUGACCAGGCUGGUCUCAAACUCCUGACGUCAGAUGAUCCACCCACCUCACCCUCCAAAGUACAGGGAUUGGAGGCAUAAGCCACCAUGCCUGGCCAUGAUUCUUGAGAGAAUUGACUGGGCCUCAUAAAUAAAAAAUUUAGAAAAUCUGGUCAUUUGCAUUCAUAAAUAAAAAAUUUAGAAAAUCUG